Molecule: messenger RNA, 279 nt
Organism: Australozyma saopauloensis
Lineage: Eukaryota; Fungi; Ascomycota; Pichiomycetes; Serinales; Metschnikowiaceae
Gene: STE18
Product: Ste18p
Exons: 1
Coding region: 1-279 (92 amino acids)
Source: RefSeq, a predicted model, not a curated record
AUGGACGCUCAAGAAUUACUUCGCAGAAGAGAAGAGAAAAUCGUAGGAUUAAAGACGCGCCGCGUUGAGGUGGUCAACACCAAACUACUAAAAUACAUGCGAGUUGACAGACUACUUGCCUCUGAAGCUAGUAAGCUCAUUAUCGAAAGAGCCAGCACUAUAAGAGACCCCUUGAUUCCAGCACUCGGCGGGAUCCGCCGCGAAGAAAACAAGUUCCAUGUGUAUCGUGAGAUGCAGAGCAGACGUCCACAAAGCGUCUCGUGUUGUACCAUCAUGUGA